This is a messenger RNA of Brugia malayi, 276 nucleotides long. RefSeq lists its product as uncharacterized. The coding region runs from base 1 to 276 and encodes 91 amino acids. The record is from RefSeq and is a predicted model, not a curated record. Lineage: Eukaryota; Metazoa; Nematoda; Chromadorea; Rhabditida; Onchocercidae. The transcript has 3 exons.
AUGGCAAAGUUGAUAGUGUAUCUUGCUUUCGUCAUCUGUUGCGGGGGUAUGCGGCUGCAAAAUAUGGAAGCAAUGGCAGCAGGAAUAGUCGCUGAUGUUAUCACAGAUUAUAAAGCUGAAAAUUUGUGGGAUGAUGACUUACUAAUGGCGACAAAACAAGUAGAGGAAUCAACACUGACGAAUUGUGACACAAUGAAAGAUGGAAGAUUAUUUGUUUUGGAAGAAAAACCGUUGUUAUUGAUGACAAAUACUGUUAACUUGAUGAAAUGGAAUUAG